Emericellopsis atlantica is the source of this 492-nucleotide messenger RNA. RefSeq lists its product as uncharacterized. Bases 1 to 492 code for a protein of 163 amino acids. The transcript is spliced from 3 exons. The record is from RefSeq and is a predicted model, not a curated record. NCBI's taxonomy places the organism in Eukaryota, Fungi, Ascomycota, Sordariomycetes, Hypocreales, Bionectriaceae.
AUGUCUUCCAACGGCAAGGACAACAAGAAGUGGGAUGAUUCCGCCGAGAAGGAUCUUGCCAUGGCUAUUAUUCUCAGCCAGAAUGAGGGCAGGAUAAAGGCGGACUGGAACAAGGUUCACGAGUCCAUGAGCGACUGGGGCUAUGGCUUCACCAAGGACGCCAUGAACCAACACUGGUCCAAGAGAAUCUUGAGGUCCUUCAAGGAGCGACGCAGCAUGCCCGCCGACGGGGACAAAUCCACCCCUGUCAAGACCACCACUCCAAACACGCCUCGGAAGAGCACAGGCAUGGGUUCCGCGAAGAAGACCAAGAAGAUCAAGGACGAGGAGGAAGCGAUGGAUGACGAAACGCCUAGCAAGAAGCGCAAGCGACAAGUCAAGGUCGAAGAGCCGAAGACUGAGGACCCCGAAGCCACUGAUGAAGCGGAGGAGCUCACAUCGGGCACGGACGGUGCCAAGUUCAAGGAGUGGCUCAGUGGUUUCACUGCCUAG